AUGAGUGAUGCAAGUGUUAACGUAGCGGUCGCAGAAACGGCAGCAGCAGGCUCUGCCGGAAGCGGUGAGGUGACAACGAACAAAAACAGCAAAAAGAAACACCAAAAAGGUCCGGCCAAGCAGGAGGAAACCAAACCAGUGCCUGUGACAAACGGUGAGCUGGCUGGGAGUGGGAGUCAGGCAACGGAGGAACGAGCGGCCGGCCGUGAAGGUAGUGCAAAGUCGAAGAAUAAGAAAAAGAAGAACAAACCCAAUCAGGCCGAGCAAGGGCCAGCGGUUUCCUCUGUGGUAGCAGCAUCACAGCUUAAUGGAGAACCGGGUCAGUUAGAAGUUGCGGUCUCAGGAGGCCAGGAAGCAGACGGCGCAGUCGAUGGCGGCGAGGGAAUGGCCGGCGGUGGAUUCGGAUCGAAUCCGGACGAAAUGUUGAUGACCGUGCAGGAAAUGUUGGAGCGUUUGAAGGCGAAUCACUUCUCCAGCUCGCGGUUACUAAAACCGGCCAAAACGCCCGAAGAGGCGCUACACAAAUCGUACAAGUUCUGGUCUACCCAGCCGGUUCCGCGCAUGGACGAGAAUAUACAGGCGAACGAACCGAUCGAGGAGGACAAACCGUUGAGUGAGAUCCGCCAGGAACCGUACGCACUGCCGGACGGGUUUACCUGGGACACUAUGAACUUGAACGAUCCGCUACAGCUGAAGGAGCUGUACACGCUGUUGAACGAGAACUACGUGGAGGACGAUGACGCAAUGUUCCGGUUUGACUAUCAGCCAGAGUUUUUGCAGUGGGCUCUGCAACCGCCCGGAUGGAAGCGCGACUGGCACUGUGGCGUGCGCGUGGUUAAGUCGGGACGGUUGGUUGGGUUUAUUUCGGCCAUUCCCGGCACGUUGAACGUGCAUCGGAAGGAACAGCGCAUGGUGGAGAUCAACUUCCUGUGUGUGCACAAGAAGCUACGCUCGAAGCGGUUAGCGCCGGUAUUGAUCCGGGAGAUUACGAGACGGGUCAAUCUGACCGGUAUCUUCCAGGCAGUGUAUACGGCGGGCGUGGUGCUUCCGAAGCCUGUGUCCUCCUGCCGCUACUGGCACCGUUCGCUUAACCCGAAGAAACUAAUCGAGGUGAAAUUCUCCUACAUUUCCCGCAAUAUGACGAUGCAGCGUACGAUCAAGCUGUACAAGCUGCCGGAUCAGCCGAAAACUGCCGGCUUCCGGAAGCUUCUUGAAACGGACCUAAAAGCGGUACACAAGCUGCUCGAAUCGUAUCUCCAGCGCUUCAACCUGACGCCGGUGUUUGACGAGGCGGAGAUGCGCCACUGGUUCCUGCCGCAGAACGGCAUCAUCGAUUGUUUCGUGGUGGAGGAUCCGGCCCGUCCGGGCACGAUCACGGACAUGGUCAGCUACUACACGCUGCCUUCGACCGUGAUGCACCAUGCGGUGCACAAGUACGUGAAGGCGGCGUACAGCUUCUACAACGUAUCGACCCGGACGCCCUGGCUCGAUCUCAUGAACGAUGCGCUAAUAUCGGCCAAAAACCUCGGCUUCGACGUGUUCAAUGCGCUCGAUCUGAUGGACAACAAGCAGUUUCUGGCGCCGCUCAAGUUCGGCAUCGGUGACGGCAAUCUGCAGUACUACCUGUACAAUUGGCGCUGCCCGAGCAUGCAGCCGGAAGAUGUUGGGUUGAUACUGUUGUAA
Messenger RNA from Anopheles marshallii, 1683 nucleotides. RefSeq names its product glycylpeptide N-tetradecanoyltransferase (gene Nmt). Lineage: Eukaryota; Metazoa; Arthropoda; Insecta; Diptera; Culicidae. Gene Ontology annotation, biological process: N-terminal peptidyl-glycine N-myristoylation. The record is from RefSeq and is a predicted model, not a curated record. Gene Ontology annotation, cellular component: cytoplasm. The transcript has 2 exons. Gene Ontology annotation, molecular function: glycylpeptide N-tetradecanoyltransferase activity. Bases 1 to 1683 code for a protein of 560 amino acids.